Messenger RNA from Rubroshorea leprosula, 905 nucleotides. NCBI's taxonomy places the organism in Eukaryota, Viridiplantae, Streptophyta, Magnoliopsida, Malvales, Dipterocarpaceae. The record is from the annotation of a GenBank genome assembly.
ACCCAAAAUUAUAAAACUUGGAAGAAUAAAUUUGUGUUGGUAAUUAUGCAGGCACUUUUCAGUAUUGACAUGUUAAUCCUCUUCUUGGCUUCAAUCUGUGGCAUCGGGGGAGCUUUAACAGCCAUAAACAACUUGGGACAGAUCGGAGCCUCCCAAGGGUACCCCAAGCAAAGCAUAAGCACUUUUGUUUCCCUUGUUAGCAUAUGGAGUUUCCUCGGCCGAGUUAUUUCGGGUUUUGCCUCAGACAUCAUCCUGGCUAAGUACAAAUUUCCUCGCCCUCUUCUGCUUACCUUCAUCAUGCUCCUCUCCUGCCUUGGUCACCUCCUGAUUGCCCUCAACAUCCCUGAUGGACUCUAUGUUGCAUCCUUAAUCAUCGGAUUCUGUUUCGGAGCGCAGUUCCCGUUGAUUCUUGUAAUAAUUUCUGAACUCUUCGGACUCAAGUACUACUCCACACUAUACAAUUUCGCGGGCGUGGCGAGUCCUAUUGGGUGCUACGUCCUCAACGUGAAGGUGGUUGGAAAUUUGUACGAUGACGAGACAAAGAAGAAAAUGGCAGUGCUGGGAAUCACGAGGAAGCCUGGACAAGACCUGAACUGCACCGGCACUGAUUGCUUCAAAUUACCUUUUAUCAUAAUUACAGGGACAACAUUGUUUGGUGCACUUGUUACAUUUUUUCUUGUGUUUAGGACCAGAAAAUUUUACAAGAGGGUCAUAUAUAAAACAUUGCAGGGGAAGCAGAAUGAGGCCGAGGCCAAUGCCGGGGCCGAGAAAGACGCUGCUCGAAAUGGUGCCGUAGCAGCCGUGGAAGUUCCCAAGACGGGGUAAAAAUUAAAGAUCUCAGAUGUAUGUAUAUAUAGAGAGAGAGAUAAGAAUCAUUAAUAACUAAGUAAAAAAGAAUAGAUCUC